UGUCUUCCUACCAGUAAGCAGGGUAUGAAACAGGGAGAAGGCAAAGGACAGAUAUGAAUGUGCUCUCAAGAUUUCCUGGUGGUUUAUCGCUUUCCCUAGACUCCUGUGCAAGGGGUACUGCUGACCCAGAAGACCCAAGGAGACUGUCUCCAAAACCAAGUCCAGAUGAAGAGCUAAGAGAAAAAAAGUGAAUAUGGUUUUUGCUCACAGAAUGGAUAACAGCAAGCUACCUUUGAUUAUUCCUACACUUCUGGUGCCCCUCCAAAACCACAGCUGCACUGAAACAGCCACACUGCUGCCAAGCCAUGACCUGGUGGAACUCUAUGAGCACAGUUGGAAAAGCAACAGAACAGAUCUGCAGUACGGACUGACGCCCGGGAAAGUAGCCACAGCCAGCGUUUUCUUUGGGACCCUGUGGUUGUUUUCUAUUUUUGGCAAUUUUUUGGUUUGUUUGGUCAUCCAUAGGAGCAGAAGGACUCAAUCCACUACCAACUACUUUGUGGUCUCCAUGGCAUGUGCCGAUCUUCUCAUCAGCAUUGCCAGCACGCCUUUCAUCCUGUUUCAGUUCACUGCUGGAAAGUGGACACUGGGGAAUGCAAUGUGUAAGAUUGUGCGAUACUUCCAGUACCUCACCCCAGGUGUCCAGAUUUAUGUCCUUCUCUCCAUCUGCAUAGACCGGUUCUACACCAUUGUCUAUCCCCUGAGCUUCAAGGUAUCCAGAGAGAAAGCCAAGAAGAUGAUUGCUGCAUCGUGGAUCUUUGAUGCAAUCUUUGUGACCCCAGUGUUCUUCUUCUUUGGCUCCAACUGGGACAAUCAUUGUAAUUAUUUCCUCCCUUCCUCUUGGGAAGGAACUGCCUAUAGCGUCAUCCACUUCUUGGUGGGCUUUGUGAUUCCAUCUGUCCUCAUAAUCUUAUUUUACCAGAAGGUCAUAAAGUAUAUUUGGAGAAUAGGCACUGAUGGCAGAACAGUGAGGAGGACAAUGAACAUUGUCCCGAGGACAAAAGUGAAAACCAUCAAGAUGUUUCUCAUUUUAAACCUAUUGUUUUUGCUCUCCUGGCUGCCUUUUCAUGUAGCUCAGCUGUGGCACCCCCACGAGCAGGACUAUAGAAAAAGUUCCCUUGUUUUCACAGCUAUCACUUGGAUAUCCUUUAGUUCUUCAGCCUCUAAACCAACACUGUAUUCAAUUUAUAAUGCUAAUUUUAGGAGAGGGAUGAAAGAAACUUUUUGCAUGUCCUCAAUGAAAUGUUACCGAAGCAAUGCCUAUACAAUCACAACCAGUUCAAGGAUGGCCAAAAAAAACUACGUUGGCAUUUCAGAAAUCCCUCCCACGGCCAGAACUAUAACCAAAGACUCAAUCUAUGAUUCAUUUGACAGAGAAGCCAAGGAAAAAAAGCUUGCUUGGCCCAUUAACUCAAAUCCACCCAAUACUUUUGUCUAAUUUCUCAGAAUCCUUUCAACUAUUGUUAUGCGUCAGUUAUUAAAAAGCUUUAACUAUAAAAACAGAAGCUAUUUACCAUUUUUCCCCACUCAACUUUCUGAGAAAAAUGUGUUAUUUUGUAAAAUCAAUUUGGUGAUCAUAAUCUUUUGUGGUUUUUUUCUUUUCAUUGCUUGUUUUAGGGGAAGCUAUUUUAAACGACAACAGUCCAUUUAAUAUAUUAGCUGCAUGGAUUAAAAAGAAAAUGCUUUUCUCCUUUUUAUUUACCAUUAGGUCCAAAUAGCAUAAACCGUACACACACAC
Molecule: messenger RNA, 1738 nt
Organism: Elephantulus edwardii (Cape elephant shrew)
Lineage: Eukaryota; Metazoa; Chordata; Mammalia; Macroscelidea; Macroscelididae
Gene: GPR19
Product: G protein-coupled receptor 19
Exons: 2
Coding region: 194-1438 (414 amino acids)
Biological process (GO): G protein-coupled receptor signaling pathway
Cellular component (GO): plasma membrane
Molecular function (GO): G protein-coupled receptor activity
Source: RefSeq, a predicted model, not a curated record